AUAAAAAACCAAAAAUUUAAAUAGGAGCCGUCCUGCCUUGACUGGGUAUUCAAAUUCCCAUCUUCCUGUGAAAGUUGUGGUGGGAGGCUGGGUCUCUGUUCUUCUUUGCGUUCUCCGGGAUGUCGAGGUCGCUUUCGUGAUGGGGUUGGAAUUUUCUAUUAUUUGCCGAGAUGGCUUCCUGGUUAGUUGACUGCAAAAGGAUCGCGACGAAGAUCAAGAGUGCAUCGAGUGACCCGCAGAAGGUUGCGUGGAGAAGCAAUCCCACCAGGACUUGCCCCAGUUGCAAUUAUGUUAUUGACAACAGUGAUGUUACUCAGGAUUGGCCUGGUCUACCACGUGGGGUGAAAUUUGAUCCAUCUGAUCAAGAGCUUCUUUGGCAUUUAUCAACAAAAGUUGGGGUCAGAAAUAUGGCACCACAUCCUUUCAUCAAUGAGUUUAUUCCAACUGUUCAAGAAGAAGAUGGCAUUUGUUAUACUCAUCCCGAGAAAUUGCCAGGUGUCACUAAAGAUGGAAGCAUAUCACAUUUUUUCCAUAGAACAAUGAAGGCCUAUAGUACAGGAACCAGGAAACGGCGAAAAAUACAAAAUGAACUUGAUCCAUACCUCGGAGAUGUACGCUGGCAUAAAACUGGUAAAACAAAGCCUGUAAUUGUAGACGGAGUACAGAAGGGCUGUAAAAAAAUAAUGGUUCUUUAUACGAGUACAGCAAAAGGUGGAAAAUCAGAGAAAACAAACUGGGUGAUGCACCAAUACCACCUUGGAACAGAGGAAGAAGAAAAGGAAGGGGAGUUUGUUGUCUCUAAAGUAUUUUAUCAGCAGCAAUCUAAGACUUUGGACAAGAAUGAGCAUGACGUGAUUGAUGAAUCAAGGCAACCUACAUAUAGGAAAGAGGAGCCAGCUGACCUUGCAGAUGUCUUUCCUAACUUGUCUUGUAGUAAGAUCACUAAUGAUGAUCUUUUGCAAGGGCAGGUAUCAGAUAGUAAAGAAUCCUUUCCACAGGUGAUUGAUCCUGAGACAACAAAUGCUGAGAAUGGGGAAAGUAGUCAACCUGACUUGGAGACACUUGAUCAUCAUAAUUUGAAAGAUGAUACUAUGGCUUAUGAAUCAAUUCAAUCCACAUCCUUGAAAGAAGAGCCAGUUGUUUCAUCAAAUUUCAUUGGUAUAUCAUGUGGUGCUGUAAAGAAAAGUUCCAGUGAUGAUCUUGUUCAAGAACAUGGAUCACAGGGUAAACAAACUUUUCCUCAGGUUGUGGUUUCCCAGACAGAGAAAGGUGAGGACUGUGCAAGUAGUCAACCUGAGUGGGAGAGACUUGAGGAUCAUAAUAAUAACUCAAUAGCAGAUCCUAAGUGGUGGGAGGGGGAGUCACAAUUUCUGCUUGAUUCACAGCAACUUGUGGAAGGGUUGUAUAUUUGCGAUGAGAUCCUACAAAGCCAGUCUUCCAGUGGCAGUGCUGCAAAAAAAAUUGUACCUUGUUUAGCAGAAUACUCUCGGAUAGGGGCUGAAAAUCUUAAGAAGGAUUUAGAGGAGUGCCAAAGCUUGAAUCGUCCAGACCUUGCAAAUAAUGACUUUGAUACCCCUACAGAUAUUCGUCUGAGCCAGCUUGAUAUACCACUGGAUUCACAAGAAAGCUCAUUGGGCUGGAAUGGAAACAGACUUGAUGAUUAAGGAUAUGAGAGAAGGUUUUGUGGUCCUUCAGUGCAAAGCUUACAAACAAAUGUUUCAGAGCCCUGCUUCACUGAAGGCGCACCUAAACUGCUUUUUGAGCUUUAUCUCUUCUAUUGUGUAUUUAUCUAGAACUCGUCAUUAGUUUUACUACCUAACUGACUUUUGGACAUGAUGGUUCUUCUCUCUGUAAGAAGGUUGCCAAUGGGAAGAUGGAAAUGGUGGUGCAUGGAUGGAGCACAUCACAUAAGGUGGUGCGGAUACCAGUCCUCUUCCAUGAAGUUAAACUAAAGGCACAGUUUUAAUCAUGCUAGCUGAAACUGUGCUUCUUGAAUAUAUGUAGAUGGCUUUAGUCCCAUACAGUGCAUUUGUAUGUUUUCUCUAUCCAUGUAAAAGAAUGCUACAUCUAUAUUAUCUAGCUCAGUUGAUAGGAUUUUUUUUGAGGCUUAGUCAUGUACACGCUACUGCUAUUAUGAUAAGGUCCAACUCUACUUUCCUCA
Molecule: messenger RNA, 2161 nt
Organism: Nymphaea colorata (pocket water lily)
Lineage: Eukaryota; Viridiplantae; Streptophyta; Magnoliopsida; Nymphaeales; Nymphaeaceae
Product: SUPPRESSOR OF GAMMA RESPONSE 1
Exons: 8
Coding region: 171-1664 (497 amino acids)
Biological process (GO): regulation of DNA-templated transcription
Cellular component (GO): nucleus
Molecular function (GO): transcription cis-regulatory region binding; DNA-binding transcription factor activity
Source: RefSeq, a predicted model, not a curated record